AUGGCUCCCUCUUCCGCCCGCCAAAGGGGCGGGGAGUCCCGGAUGCCCCUGGUGCUACUCUUGUGGGCCAUCAUCGGUUUUGGCCUCUGUCCUCUGACUAACAGCCAGUCUAGCUCUACAACGGUCACGCAGACCACGCCAUCCGUCGCUCAGUCCACUGUCGCACCACGCACCCCAAAGCCCUCUCCGCUUUUGCCUACUGUCACUACGACUCAGGGCAAUGCCAGUCUCUUGCCCGCUUUUGCCGGGGACGACCCAAGCUUUUGGGAGGAGUAUCGCUGGUAUCUCAUCGCCGCUGCUGCCGGACUUGUUGUCUUUGUUGUCGCCGCCUUUCUCCUCCGCCGCCUCUGCUGCCGUGGUCGCUGCUGUCGCCGUAGCCACAAGCGCACAACGCUCAAGGGCUUUGACACGUCCCCUGAUGCGGCCGCCGUCAUUGAAAUGACUGAAACCCGCAACCUCCGUGCCACCCCACCACCUGCUACCGAGCCACCCAAGCCUACUAUUCUUCACACCAAUCUCGAUAUGGCUGUCCCAAACACCGCACCCGCCCCUCCCGUACCGAGCACACCCAGCACAACCGCGACGGGCUUGAUCGAUCCAUAUGCCCCCGCCCAUCUUCAUGGCUACCGCCGACCCCACGCCUCCCUUGAGGAACUUCAGGUUCUCGAAACGCUUGAUGUGGGCCAAUUUGGAGAGACAAAGCGAGCCCUGUUUUCGCAAUAUGCCCAUCAAGCUUCCCCCAAAGCCGUCAUGGUCACGCUGCCCGCUCACAACAACAGCCGCCAUGGCCGGCGCAAAGAGGAUACGCGACUCAAACUCCUUCAAGACGCGUGGAUACGCAGCCAGUUUCGCCAUCCCAAGAUCAUUGGGCUCAUAGGCCUGGUCCUAGAUGAAGGAGCUGGUCCCGUUCCUUGGCUCGUCCGAGAGCAUGCCUCAGCGGGCAAACUCGACAAGUAUUUGCGUAAACAUGCCCCAAGCCCCGACGUGUUGCUGGGAUUCUGUCGCGAUAUUGCCGAGGGUGUCAAUUACCUGGCCUGCUGCGACUUUGUCCUUGGUGAUUUGACCGCCCAAGCGAUCGUUGUGGACAAACAUGGCAUCUGCAAGGUUGCCGAGCUCGGCUUGGCACGUGAUGUAGCCGAUGCAACCAACUCUGCCACCAACGUCCGCAUUCGCUGGGGUGCUCUGGAAGCCCUCCCCGACCCCGCAACGAUUGCUACCUUGACCUGGCGUCGCUCGGGGGAUUCUGGUGUCGAGAUGACGGCGGAAAUCUUGGCACAAAUGGCCUCGAUGGGACACACUCCGGGUCGUUUCAGUCGCCAUAGCGAUGCCUGGGCCUUGGGUAUCGUCUUGUGGGAGGUCUGGAGUCACGGCCAGCUUCCCUAUCCCGACCUUACCGAUCACAAGGUGGCCUUGGCCGUUCAUGCCGGUUACCGCCUGCCGGCACCAGCACCCUGCCCUCUGGCCGUCUACCGCCUCAUGCACGCAUGCUGGCAACCUGAUGUAGCAGUCCGUUGCUCGGCUGCAGACGUGCUUCAAGGCUUGCAGAGCGUGGACCUUGCACAGACGGCCGCUGUGCGCGCCCUUCGCCCAGAGUUUCGUGCCUUGAAGACACAGCAUGUGACGGACCCAGAGGCUCUGACUACGCUUUUGCAAUCCGGACCCAUGGAUCCGGCACAGCUGCCCGUGGCGGGCGCCGUCUCUGGCUCGCGCAAUGUUUCAGUCUCCAAUCAGUCCGACUCGGCUGUAGAUUCUACAGGACUGGACCACCCUGCCAAUCCAGAAACAACCCGCACCGAACUGAGUAAGAGCGCCCCACGUCGCCUAGCCCCGACCAGUUCGGGCUCAGCGGCGCUAGGCAAUGCUGCCCGACGCAACAUGACCCGCCCAGCCUUUACCGGCAUAUUUCACCAAGGCCAACUGGCAACUCAAAACGUGGGUCGCCCUUCAGCUUUGGCGCGCAGUCUUCAUCACCUGCCCAUUGCGCGCGAAGCCGAUGACCCGUACAUUGAUGUGGUGCCCGUCGAUUCUUUGGGGCUAGCAAAGACCUUUCCUCGUCUACGCGCUCCUGUCACGGGGGCUGGAGCUGCUGGCAGUCAACCCGAGACAGAUGAGGAUGUCAAUGCAUACAUUCAACAGCUUGACGUCCGCCUUGCCUUGGAGGCGCUGCGCGACAACAGCCCUUCCUACGCGUCGAUGCAAGCCCACAGGAACGAGCAGGGCACGGCCACCAAUGCUACCCGAACCGUGACCACAGACUUUGACCCCACCGUGAGGGAGGAAGAUCCAUUUCAGGGCUUGAGUCCAGAUGACUUUGAGGUGCAGCGCCGGCCUACAUCGGCAUCGUGGCCUCAUCACGGCAAACCAAAUGAAACGAUUGGUUUGGAUGGCGAUGGCACGCCGUCUGUUGAGCCCCACCAAGUUGCGGAUCAAAAUCCCAAACCCACGGCCAUGGCUCUGGCAUUGAAGGGUGCACAUGGUGACUCAGUUAAACCCCCCGCCCCCGUGAGCCCGAGCGAUACGCUACCUGAGAUUACCGUGCAGUCUCUGCGGCCAAUGUCGGGCACCUGGUCACACCGCAGCCCGCAUUCGGCGCGCAGCAACAGUCUUUUGCGCUUACAGCAAGCCCCAAUGGACAAUGUGGUGGCUGCUUGGCACGAAGCACCCGUUGUGUUGUCACCCGGUGCUCGGCGCCGCUCAGCGUCGACCGAAGAGGCCCUGCGCGAUGCUCCGCCCGUCGACGCCUUCUCCGCUGCCCCAGAACUAGACACCCAGCCUUUGCCCGCACCACGAUUGGAGGACAGUGAAACAGAUCCCGUGGCCAGCAACCCUGCCACCACCGCUGCUGACCCUGCUCUGACGGUCAUCGCCAUGCCUGUGCGGACAAGCUCACCACUGUUCACGCGCAAACAUGCAGCAGUGGCUGCUGAAGUUGAUGCCUCGCCGAUUGCGGCUACCCUAGAACGGCGUCGCUUCUGGCAGCUCAGCAAGUCGCGCGUGCAGACAAUUGCCGACUCCUCCGCAGCCUCACCUUCCCCCGCGUCCGGCGCCUCCUCACGCAAUUCCACCCUGCGUCGAGUCAUGUCACAACGCAACUCAUUAGUAUCGGAACAGGAACUACAAGAGCUGGAGCUGGCCGCCCCGGGUACUGAGGUUCAAGCCUUUCACGCACGCCAACGCCGCCUUGUGACCAAGCAAACGAGCGUUGAUUCCGAAGAUCGGCUUAUCUUGCCCAGCGAUAUCAACCGAGCUCGUCUAACCGAUGGAGGGGUGUUUGUGCCCAGCCCUGAGCGCCUUCAUUCAACCUCAUCACGCUCACGCGGCAGCAAGCCGGACAUCAACCCUCCUCCACCUGGCUUUGUGCCCGAGCCUUAG
Messenger RNA from Monosiga brevicollis MX1, 3372 nucleotides. RefSeq lists its product as uncharacterized. The transcript is spliced from 6 exons. Gene Ontology annotation, biological process: protein phosphorylation. The record is from RefSeq and is a predicted model, not a curated record. Lineage: Eukaryota; Choanoflagellata; Craspedida; Salpingoecidae. The coding region runs from base 1 to 3372 and encodes 1123 amino acids. Gene Ontology annotation, molecular function: ATP binding; protein tyrosine kinase activity.